This is a messenger RNA of Polyodon spathula (Mississippi paddlefish), 1456 nucleotides long. RefSeq names its product creatine kinase M-type. The record is from RefSeq and is a predicted model, not a curated record. Gene Ontology annotation, biological process: phosphocreatine biosynthetic process. The coding region runs from base 132 to 1277 and encodes 381 amino acids. The transcript is spliced from 8 exons. Gene Ontology annotation, molecular function: creatine kinase activity. NCBI's taxonomy places the organism in Eukaryota, Metazoa, Chordata, Actinopteri, Acipenseriformes, Polyodontidae.
UAUAUAAGACCCAGGGCAGUCUUCAAGAACUCGGGCCACCCUGAUUUGGGCUUUGGUGAAAGGAACUGAUCCCACGGAGCGUUACCUCUCUCUGACUUUCAUUCUGUGCAGAACGUGUAAGACUUGCAAUCAUGCCUUUUGGAAACACUCACAACAACUUCAAGCUGAAGUUCUCAGCGGAGGAGGAGUACCCAGACCUCUCCAAACACAAUAACCACAUGGCCAAGGCGCUGACCCUCGACAUCUACAAGAAACUGAGGGACAAGCAGACACCCAGCGGCUUCACCCUGGACGAUGUGAUCCAGACUGGAGUGGACAACCCCGGCCACCCCUUCAUCAUGACAGUGGGCUGCGUUGCCGGAGAUGAGGAGACCUACGAGGUGUUCAAGGACCUGCUGGACCCCGUCAUCCAGGACCGUCAUGGAGGAUACAAGCCCACUGACAAGCACAAGACUGACCUGAACUACGAAAACCUCAAGGGGGGAGACGACCUGGACCCCAAUUACGUGCUGAGUAGUCGCGUGCGCACCGGCCGCAGCAUCAUUGGGUACACCCUGCCCCCCCACAGCAGCCGUGGAGAGAGGAGAGCCAUCGAGAAGCUGUCUAUUGAGGCCCUGAACAGUCUGGACGGAGAGUUCAAGGGGAAGUACUACCCACUGAAGGACAUGACUGACAAGGAGCAGCAGCAGCUCAUCGAUGACCACUUCCUGUUUGACAAGCCCGUCUCCCCCCUGCUGCUGGCCUCUGGCAUGGCCCGGGACUGGCCCGACGCAAGAGGAAUCUGGCACAACGUCAACAAGACCUUCCUGGUGUGGGUGAACGAGGAGGAUCACCUGAGGGUCAUCUCCAUGGAGAAGGGAGGCAACAUGAAGGAGGUGUUCAGACGCUUCUGCGUCGGGCUGCAGAAGAUCGAGGCUGUGUUCAAGAAGCACAACCACGGUUUCAUGUGGAACGAGCACCUGGGUUAUGUGCUCACCUGCCCCUCUAACCUGGGCACUGGUCUCCGUGGAGGCGUGCACGUCAAGCUGCCCAAUCUCAGCAAGCACGCUAAGUUCGAGGAGGUGCUCACCAGACUGCGCCUGCAGAAGCGUGGCACAGGUGGAGUGGACACAGCCGCAGAGGGUGGAGUGUUUGACAUCUCCAACGCUGACAGGCUGGGAUUCUCCGAGGUGGAACAGGUGCAGAUGGUAGUGGACGGAGUGAAGCUGAUGAUCGAGAUGGAAAAGAAGCUGGAGAAGGGAGGCUCUAUCGAUGACAUGGUUCCCGCCCAGAAGUAGAGAGGCUCUUUUUAUACUGAAAGAGAAACCAUCCACUCAUCCAUCUCAGCCAGACCCUGCUCUCCUCCUCCACCUCCCCAGAGGUAUCAUCCGGGGAUAAGACUCCAUGCCUGGAUUUCACCAGAAGCGUUUCACUCUUUAGAAGAAAGAAAUUUCAAAUAAAGAAAUGGCUCCAUUAA